Anopheles maculipalpis is the source of this 5244-nucleotide messenger RNA. It is a transcript of the gene RpI1, whose product is annotated as DNA-directed RNA polymerase I subunit RPA1. Lineage: Eukaryota; Metazoa; Arthropoda; Insecta; Diptera; Culicidae. Gene Ontology annotation, biological process: DNA-templated transcription. The transcript has 7 exons. Gene Ontology annotation, molecular function: DNA-directed RNA polymerase activity; DNA binding. The record is from RefSeq and is a predicted model, not a curated record. Gene Ontology annotation, cellular component: RNA polymerase I complex.
CAGCAACAUGACGAUCGUCAAUCUCGAUCCAACAAACCUGGAGUUUACCGUGUUUACCACGGAAGAUAUACGGAAGAUUAGCGUACUGAAGGUAACACAACCAAAGUCGUUCGAUGAUAUGGGCAAUACGAUCCGGGGCGGACUGUACGAUCCGGCCCUCGGUCCUGCCGGGUUCGGCGAGAUCUGUACCACGUGCGCGCGCGACAUCAACAUGUGCGAAGGACACUUUGGUCACAUCGAGCUCGAUCUGGUCGUGUACAAUCCGUUCUUCCUGCGCCCUAUUUACAAUCUGCUGCGCAUCAGCUGCAUGUCCUGUGCACGGUUGCAGUUGAACGAUGGGGCAAAAUCGUUGCUCGAGCUGCAGCUACGACUGGCCGAUGCCGGGUACAUUGUGGAGGCGGAAGAAAUCGAUGCGUACAAGACGCGGCUGCAAGCAAACCCGACGGAAUCGAUACCGGAGUGUGUAACGUAUUACGAAGACCUGCUGCGCAAGGAACCGUACAACAAGCUGGGCGAUACGAAGCUUUCUACCACGAUCCGGACCGCAAUAGUGAACAGUUCGUUCCGGCAGGAAUGCAAAAAGUGUAUCCACUGUACGCAGAUGCUGCAGAAGGUACGAAUAUCCGAGGGGAAAAUUGCGAUACGAUGGACGCAGGGCGAUAAGAGAAAGUAUUUGUAAGUACAAUUGGGCAACAAAAAUCCAAACGAGCAGCAAAUAAAAGCUGCCUCUGUGGUGGUACUGGCACGCGAGAGUCAGCAAUUUCUGAGGAAACUUUACGAAACAGAUGGUACGCUGUUGAACCUACUGUUUCCGGUGCUGAUCACAAACAAGCAUUCUUAUGCGAAUGGUGCUACACCUUAUCAUCCGACCGAUAUCUUCUUCAUGGAAGUUGUACCCGUAACACCGAUAAAAACGCGUCCCAUACGACGUCCGAGUAAUACCGGUGGACGUGGCACAAUCGUUGAGCACGCCCAGUCAGUCCUGCUCCGGAACAUUCUACUAGCGAACUCAACCGUACGUGCUGUGCUGAUUGCUGGCGAAGGCACCAUCCCUCCGGACAUGUCAGAAACGUUGUUCAACCAAAUGAAGUCCAUCAGCCAGUAUGCGAAGGGUGAAACGGUGGCGGAAAAGAUUUACAACGCCUGGUUUCAGCUGCAGACGAACGUCGAUCAGCUGAUGGACGUGGAGAAAGUGACCACCGGCAAGCAAACGGUAUCGUUUGGGCUGAAACAGCUGAUCGAGAAGAAAACCGGCCUGAUACGUAUGAAUAUGAUGGGCAAACGGGUAAACCAUGCCGCCCGUACGGUGAUCACACCGGAUCCGUACAUCGGUGUGGAAGAGAUUGGCAUUCCGACCCGGUUUGCCAAGAAGCUUACCUAUCCCGUGCCCGUCACACCUUGGAACGUGUCCGAGCUACGCCAGUGGGUACUAAACGGACCGGACGUUUAUCCAGGCGCAAACAUGAUCGAAGAUUCAAAUGGACGUGUAAGCAAAAUCUCACCCUCCAACGUGACGCAACGCCAAUCGAUGGCCAAAACACUGCUCACCCCGCAGGUCGCGGGGGGAGAAGCGGCCGGAGGCGAUUCGAUCAAAAUCGUCCAUCGGCAUCUGCAGAACGGUGAUAUUUUGCUGCUUAACCGGCAACCGACACUGCAUCGUCCGAGUAUUAUGGCGCACCGGGCAAAGAUCCUUGGAAAGGAGAAGAUUUUCCGCCUUCACUACUCAAACUGCAAAUCGUACAAUGCCGAUUUCGAUGGGGAUGAAAUGAACGCCCAUUUACCGCAGAAUGAGGUAGCGCGGGCGGAGGCAUGCGGGCUGGUUGCGGUACCGUAUCAGUAUCUUGUCCCGAAGGAUGGUACACCGCUCGGUGGCUUGAUACAGGAUCAUAUCGUGUCCGCCGUGAAGCUGUUUAUUCGUGGGAAAUUUUUCAAUCGGGAUGAUUAUCAGCAGCUGGUGUUUCAAGCGCUGAGUAACAUGAGAGGCAAUAUUGAUCUGCUGCCACCGUCGAUCCUGAAGCCGGUAAAACUUUGGUCGGGAAAGCAAAUCAUUUCGACCAUCAUCAAGAACAGUACGCCGAAGGGGAUGCCCUACAUCAACAUGAAUGGCAAAUCAAAGCUGAAUAAUAAGCACUGGUGUGUACUUCCUGCCCGCCCGUGGCAUCACGGUGGCAGUCCGCUCAAGGAAAACGAACUCUCCGAAUCGGAAGUGCUUAUCCGUCAGGGCGAACUGCUGUGCGGCAUCCUCGACAAGAACCAUUUCGGUGCCACUCCGUACGGUCUCAUUCACUGCAUGUACGAACUGUACGGGGGCGUCUGCUCCUCCGCAUUACUUUCGUCCCUUUCCCGGCUCUUCACCUACUACCUGCAGUGGGAAGGCUUCACGCUUGGCGUACGAGACAUUUUGGUGCGCGCGAAGGCGGACAAGAAGCGGGCAAAAAUUAUACGCGAAUGUCGCGAGCGGGCUGGCCACGAAGCCACAGCAGCUGCGCUGGAGCUGCCACCGACUGUAUCACGCGACGUGCUUGUCAAACGUAUGCGCGAGGCGUACGCAAAAAAUCCAAAGUUUCGAGCGAUUCUCGAUCGCAAGUAUAAGACGGCACUCGAUACGUACACGAACCAGAUUAAUAAUGCCUGCCUUCCGGAAGGACUGAUCAGCAAGUUCCCGGAGAACAAUCUCCAGCUGAUGGUACAGUCCGGUGCGAAAGGUUCAACCGUCAACACGAUGCAAAUUUCCUGCCUGCUCGGUCAGAUCGAGCUCGAAGGCAAGCGUCCACCGCUCAUGCUGUCCGGCCGUUCGUUGCCCAGCUUUGCCGAUUUUGAUACCUCACCGAAAUCGGGAGGAUUCAUCGAUGGACGCUUCAUGACCGGUAUACAACCGCAGGACUUUUUCUUCCAUUGUAUGGCGGGUCGUGAAGGAUUGAUCGAUACCGCAGUCAAGACGAGUCGUUCCGGGUAUUUGCAGCGCUGCUUGGUAAAGCAUCUGGAGGGACUCUCGGUGCAGUAUGACAUGACGGUGCGCGAUAGCGAUGGAAGUGUGAUACAGUUUAUGUACGGCGAGGAUGGGAUGGACAUUUCCAAAGCGCAAUUCAUCGGAAAUAGCAAGCAAACGCGCUUCCUCGACAUGAACCGGGAUGUGAUCGUGCAGAAGGACGUCCUGCAACGCUUGAAACCAUCCAACGAUGUGGAUCCGGUCAAUGAAGCACUUCGCAAGCACAUAAAGAAAAUGAAACGUUGGACCAAACAAAAUGGUGACAACUUGACGGCGCGAAAAGUUCGCUCAUCACCCUUCGCAUUGUUCUCGGCGGAAAAGGCAGAAGAACUUCGCACCGAUCUUGCAAAAGCGGACAAGCUGAAAAGUUCGGGUCGUACAAAGUUAACGGAAAAGUUACUCAAACGGUGGACUAAGCUGGGUGCGGCCGAAAGACGUGAGUUCGCGAAACGGACGGCUCAUUGUCCCGAUCCGGUUGCAGCCUUAUUUCCACCCGAUGCUAAUUUUGGUGUGCUGUCCGAAAAGCUGGACGAGCUGGUGCGGAACUACAAGCGGACGGAAACACCGAUCCACGAUAUCGAUGAGUUGAUGCAGGUUAAGGGAAGCGGUUCGUUGGCUGCCCCUGGUGAACCGGUCGGUGUGCUGGCGGCUCAAUCGAUCGGUGAACCAUCGACACAGAUGACGCUGAACACGUUCCACUUUGCGGGGCGUGGUGAAAUGAACGUAACGCUCGGUAUUCCUCGAUUGCGUGAAAUUUUACUGUUUGCCGGUGCGAACAUUAAAACGCCGACGAUGGAGAUACCGUUUCUGCCGCACCGGAAACCGGAGCGCUUGAAAGCGGUAGCGGAAAAGUUGCGCAAAUCGCUCAACCGUGUUACGGUGGCCGAUGUGCUAGAGAAUAUCAAUAUAAAAUCGAAACUGGUAGUGAUUCCUUCGCGCGGUAUGCUUCACACGAUCCGGUUCAACUUUCUCCCUCCGGAUGCGUACGAUCAGGAUUAUUGUGUGACGCCGGCCGCCAUCAUGCGCCACAUGUCGCGCAAAUUCUUCAAGGCAAUGUUUAUCGCGAUUAGAAAAGCGGAAGCAACCAAGAACGUGCUAAUCGACACGGAGACGGGAGAGAAGAAAUCGCGCAAAGAAAAAUCGAAUGAAAAUUACGAAGAUGAACAAAUCGAUGAGAAGGAACCAUCCAAGCGGGAUAAAAGCAGGAAAGGGGUUUACUCGGAAAGCGAUACCGAUUCGGACGAUGACGGUAAACUGGGUGCGGAUGCAGAUGCGUCGGAAGCUAAAAUUAAGGAUAAAACUUCCGACGAGCAUGGUUAUGAGGAUGAGAACGAGAACGACGAGAGCAGUUCCGAUUCCGACACUAGUGAGGCGGAAGAUCCGGAAGCGGAUCCUAAAAAGGAUUUCUUCAUUAAAGAAUCAUCCGAUAAGAAAAAGCGAAAGAGUACGGGUACGGAAAGUGCUCCACAAGGACUGGAAGAAGCGCUAAUUGACGAGUAUGAAAAGGAGCAGGAAAAAAUGGAACAAGAGCUUGCAGAACAGAUGGCACCGAAUGCGAACCAAGUGAAUGAAGCCGAAGAAGCACAGUUUGUAAAGCAGCUAGGCAGUCAUAUCGGUAUGUAUCAGAUCGAUCGCGCCAAUCAUCGCUGGUGUCAAAUAGUACUGCACAUGUCGCUGAAGCUGAAGGAGAUUGACUUUACCAAGCUGUUCCGUGAGGUGGCCGAGAAGUCGGUCAUAUGGGAAGUGCCACGCAUCAAGCGUGCCAUCACGUACAUGCAGAACGAUCAGCUGUACCUGAAAACGGAGGGUACCAAUAUGGCCGCCAUGACGGCACACGCCAAGGUGCUGGAUUUGAAUCGGCUCUACACGAACGACAUUCAGGCGGUGGCAAAACGGUACGGCAUUGAGGCGGCUUCCCGUGUGGUGGUGAAGGAAAUACAGAACGUGUUCAGUGUGUACGGUAUUACGGUCGAUCCGCGGCAUUUGCUGCUGGUGGCGGACUACAUGACCGCGAGCGGUAUGUUCCAAGCGAUGAACCGUAUGUCAAUGGAGUUUUCCGCCUCACCGUUACAGCAGAUUUCGUUCGAAACUUCGAUGAAGUUCCUGAAGGGUGCGCUGUCGAAGGGUAUGCAUGAUCGUUUGGAAUCGCCCUCCUCCCGGUUGAUCGUGGGACAACCGUGCCGGCUCGGUACGGGUGCGUUUACGCUGUACUCGUCCGCACUGAAGGAUUAUGCCGAUGCGGCAAGUCAGUAAAA